This is a messenger RNA of Pterocles gutturalis (yellow-throated sandgrouse), 1535 nucleotides long. RefSeq names its product HEAT repeat containing 2 (gene DNAAF5). The record is from RefSeq and is a predicted model, not a curated record. Gene Ontology annotation, biological process: outer dynein arm assembly; cilium movement; inner dynein arm assembly. Gene Ontology annotation, cellular component: cytoplasm. The transcript has 9 exons. Gene Ontology annotation, molecular function: dynein intermediate chain binding. The annotation marks the transcript as partial. Lineage: Eukaryota; Metazoa; Chordata; Aves; Pterocliformes; Pteroclidae.
UGACUCGACCAGGACUAGGCUGUCGGGAACUUGUGUCAAGAAACCUCUCCAAAAUUCUUCCAGGUCUCUGUCAUGAUAUAACGGACUGGGUUGAAAGCACAAGAAUAAAAGCAUCCCAGCUUCUUUAUACAUUAUUGCUGCAUGCAGAGGAUCACAUAACACAACAUAUGGAGCUACUGCUUAGAACUUUGUACCAAGCAUGCUUGGAUGAAGAAAGCGAUGUGGUUAAAAAUUGUGUGAAAGCAGCAGAACUGAUUGGAACGUUUGUCAGCCCUAAGGUGUCAUUGAGGUUAAUCACAUCACCCUUUGGGAAGACGCCUAAGCCUUCUUGUAUCAUGGUUCUAACAGCAGUGAUUCGAGGUAGCCCAAAAGAACUCUUACAGCCUCAUUUGACAGAUCUUGGCAACACACUGUCACAAGAUGAAGUUUGUCAGCGAUCUGAAGAGGUCUUUUAUAUGGAGCAGUUGCUUUGUUGUGUACAAGCAUUGAUUGAAGUAUGCCAGGAAGACUGCAAAGAAAUUACCUUGCAGCUAAUGAAAGUUUUGGUGACAAUAAUGGCAAUACCAUGUUCUCAGCACCUUAAAGAAAAGGUAGAGGAAACAAUGUCUUCAUUAGCUGAAGUGCAGCAAUUGGACAGUUUUCUUUGUCUCUACAAACAGCAUAUAAUUCACCUUAUGGAAUGGGUUUCAGUAUCAUGUGAUAGUUGGACAUGCUAUUCUCCAGAAAUAUUACACUUAGAGGUCAUCGCAACUCAUUCAGGUCCUGUCAUAGGCGAAGCUCUAAAUAACUUUAUUCUCAUUCUUAAGACGUGUCUUCAGCCAAACAAAGAUCCUCAGAUGCGGUUAAAACUUUUCACUGUUUUAUCACAGUUGCUCCAGAAAGCAAGUGAAAGCAUCAAUUCUCAGGGGCUGUUCCCUAGCUACCUUGAGACUGUGAUAAAAGACAUACUGGCUCCUAAUCUGCAGUGGCAUGCUGGAAGAACAGCAGCUGCCAUCCGCACUACAGCUGUAUCAUGCCUUUGGGCUCUUACUCACUGUGAAAUGCUUUCACCAGAAGAGAUCUUAAAAGUCAAAGAUGGGCUAAUGCCCCAAGUUAUUGCUGCUGUGGAUGAAGACUCUAAAAUUACUCGACUGAUGGCUUGUCGUAUUGUUGGUGUUCUUUUAAAAGUCUGUGGGAGGCAGUUUGAUGAAGAUGAAUUUACCAAGACUUACGCAGAAGUUUUAAAGCGUCUGGAUGAUGCUUCAUGUGAUGUACAACUGGCAGCUGCUCACACCUUAACUAAUUGGUUUAAAUGCUUAAAGGACAGUGAUGUGAAAUCUGCCAUGGAAAGUCACAUUGAGUUUCUGUACCAAGAACUGUUGAUACAUCUUGAUGACCCAGAUCAAAAUAUCCAAAAUGCAGUCCUAGAGGUUUUGAAAGAAGGAAGCACUUUAUAUCCAGAACUGCUUGUGAGAGAAAUUGAAGGGGUUGUACAUAAGCAUCGAACGCCAGUCUACUGUAAUCAACUUCUGCAUCACAUUCAGUCAGCCAAAUGA